Lolium rigidum is the source of this 1274-nucleotide messenger RNA. RefSeq lists its product as uncharacterized. The transcript is spliced from 5 exons. The record is from RefSeq and is a predicted model, not a curated record. The coding region runs from base 1 to 561 and encodes 186 amino acids. NCBI's taxonomy places the organism in Eukaryota, Viridiplantae, Streptophyta, Magnoliopsida, Poales, Poaceae.
AUGUCCGCCGCCGCAACGGUCGCCCCCGUCCCCGCUGUCGCGAGAGCCCGCCUCCAAUUAGGUCGCCGUUGCCGCGCUAGCCCGCCUUCGACGGGAUGGGCGCGGUCAAGCAGUCCGGAGAAGCGAGCCAGCACCCUCAACGCCUGGGAAUCACCGGACAAUCGAGAUGCCCCCAACGUUGUGGAAACGCCGGGGAAUCGAGGCCGCCUUGCUUGCCGAGGAAGCGCCGCGGAAUCGGGGCUGCCCUCCACAUCGUGGAAGCGUUGUGGAAGCGAGGCCGCCUUCCACGCCGGGACGCCGACGACACCGGCACGCCACUCCACAACUUCCCUGCCGGUUGCCGCACUAUCUUCAGGAACCUAUAACACUCCGAGGCAUUUCUUGUUGUUGACGAUGGUCGAGAUAGCCUCCAGUACUAGCUUGAGUUGGCAUUCUCUGAGGAUUGAAGAAGAUGCAAGACCAAGAUUGUGCCUUGCACUGUGUGAACAUGCCAAAGUUAAUGGAGAAAGGGAAGUUGUCUGUGCACCAAGAUGCAGUGCGAGUGGUACUUGCGCUGAUUGACAAGAAAGAGGUGGCUCGAGUCCAGGAGCUCAUCGAAUCCAUCAUCGUCCCUUACUGACUAACUGUGACUUAAUCAUUUAACUGUGACUCUCUGUAUGAGUCUACAAGCUCAAGUGUCAUAAGGGGUUUACUGACUAACUGUGACUUGAUACUUCAGUUCGACCAGUUGGGCAUGCCAUAUGGGAGUACUACUCAGCCAUACUCACAGCACACACUGAGUUGCCCCCGGCGCAUUUAGUGAUGAGAUAUGGGCACUGUUUUGAAUAUUUGCAGUAAAGUAGGAUAUGUGCAUGCUUGAUGAUUCUGAUCCUUCUCUUCUUCAGGUGGAAUGCAGUUGAGGUCGAAGAAUGCCGUUGGAGAGACCAGAGGUUGCCGUGGUGGUGCUUGCCGGAGAUCACGGCGAGAUGCUCGGGAGAGGAGACCUCGCCGGCGAGGUUGGGGACGAGCUGCUGGUUAAUGAUCAUGUAAUGAUUUUGUAAUUUAGAUGCUACUUGCAAAUGUUGGUUCCAUAUCCUAUAAUUUAGAUGCCUGGCUACAAUUUUAAUGCAUGAUCAUGUUACUGUGUUUGAUUAAAAUACCAGGCAAUAUGAUAACUGCAUAUAUUUGUGCAAGUACUAUGAUUAUUGCUUUGUUUUGAAUAGUGCAUGUAAACAUAAUCAAAGGCAUUGUUGAAAACAGCCUUCAAAUGUAAUAUAAGGCAUCAUUGAAAAGUG